CAAACCCUCUCAAGGUCGCGGAAGCUAGUUUGAUCAUCCUGGACUUGCUGCAUUUGGUGAGACUGUGAUUUAUAGAUGACCUUCGAUCAACGCUAAAACUAUAUGAAGAAUAUCCACCUAUUAAGUAGGUUUGAAUAAGGGCUAUGAACCAGUGGGAUAAAUAAGAAUUAUGAUUUUUGGUUGACGUGUAAGGUUUAAAAUCUAUGUCUAAUCCAUCACGAACUGACGUGAGCUAAAAUGCCCAAACGCUAUUUAUCUAAAUAGAUGAGUGAGUUUCGAAAGAGUCGACGGUAUAAAAACGGGACUAGGUUAAGCUUGGCCAGUCAAGCAUCAUACCAGGAAUCAGCUUAAUUGCUGUUAGGAUUAGGUCUAUUAUUAGAGCAGUACUAAUAUCAUAGACCAUAAUUCUAUGCAUCACAGUACACUUGGAAGUAUUUAUCGGCAACUGCCAGGUUUGAGAUCAUUCAUGAAUGAUGCAAAUUAGGAUGAAAUUUCAUUUAUGCUUGUUAAUUUACAGAACUGAAGAUAAAUCGUGUUUGGCUGGUACCCUAACGUUAAUAAUUUUAGGAACGGGUUCAAAUUCCUGUGAAUAAAUAGUUUUUCAUGCAUCAGUCGUCCUCCUGAAUCGUAUUGACUGCUUGGAAAAGUCGGUUUCACUGAAGAAAUAAUGGCGGACGUCAAAGGUAUUUAGCGGAAAAUAGAUAGAGCAGAAAAAUAGGCAACUUUUAAGUUUUAGAAAGUAAAUUUAUUGCAAAAACCACAGCUUAUUUCAUUCAUAAUUCUAUUUUUUCCCUAUAAACCUGUUUAUAUCAUUCGGUUUUAGUGGAGACUUGUCUGAUUGUACAACUUUCCUAUAUAACGAGUACAAAGCGAUGUUAUUUAAGAAAGGCGAUUCCAAGAAGUGUCCAAUGAGAACCGCCGGAGACGUUGUAAAACGUGUUUUAUGGGAUGAAAAGAUUCCUCAGAAAUUUAUAACAAUUGGAUAUUUGGAUAGGUUUAAGGGGAUUCUAGAAAAACCUUUCGAUGAUUUUUCGUGGGAACCACUAGAUAGUUUAGAUUAUUUCACUUUUGGUGUACCCGAACAUCGAAUUCAGUACUUUAAAUACAAGGAUAUAGUUGUAUGGGAUAAACGUUUCAGAAUAGAUAGAGUUUUCGGUAGUAGCCGUUCAACUAAGACAAUACGAGAUGUAAUAGAAAACUAUGAAAAGUAUUGUAAGACUUUUCGAGAUAUUCCUGAUGUUCAGCUCAGCAACGUAUUUGAUAAUGUUUUUUUGAAGUGGAAUACAAAGGUUGCAGAAGAUACCUGCUCAUCGGAAAGUCAAACAGAAGUGUCGUUAAACGAGACGAUCAAGCAAAGAAUAAAAAAUAAGCCGAAUUUCUUCAUUUGUCAGCGAGUCGCAUCUCCUGAUUUCAUAGAAAAAGCGUUAAAGGUUCAGUCAAGAAUUUGUGACACUCAACCGUACUAUAAAGAUUGUUGUAUUGACUCAAAACUAUUUCAUCUUACACUGUCAACAUUACGACUGGAAGGUAGUUUGCAAAUAUCUGAGUGCAUGGAAGCCCUCAAACAGGCGGAAACAGAGCUUUGCAGAUCUGUUCCAACAAACCAAUUAACAAUAAAAGGUGUGGGUAACUUCCACGGUCGAGUUUUAUAUGCAGCAGUUGAAUCUAAUGAAACAUUGCAUUUCUUUGUCGAUCAGCUAAAUCAGAUUCUACAUGUGGCCGGAUUCCAUACAGAUGAUCAGAAAAAGUUCAAACCUCAUAUCUCUCUGAUGAAGAUGAAUCGUUCAGUAUCAAAAAAAGUUGGUACGAACAAAAUCGACCCCAAUCUGUAUGGUGAAUUUUUAGAUACGGAGUUUGGAGUAUUCAUCCUAGAUUCAAUUUACCUGUGUGCAAUCGGAAGACACCGUGAUGAUGAUGGUUUCUAUCAUACUAUCGGAAAUUUACAUCUUGUAAACCCGAUUUCUAAAUAAGGUGGUUUUUGUAAACCUACUGUAUAUUUCUCCUGAUAUUUUAGUAUAUUUUUGAUAAUUUUCUUGUAACCAACCAAAAUAUUGUUUUUUAUUUUAUUUUUCCAAAUAUUGAUUUCAGUAGUGAUACAAAAUAUACAGUUAAAUAUUUCUCUCAA
This is a messenger RNA of Schistosoma intercalatum, 2125 nucleotides long. The record is from the annotation of a GenBank genome assembly. Lineage: Eukaryota; Metazoa; Platyhelminthes; Trematoda; Strigeidida; Schistosomatidae.